Molecule: messenger RNA, 969 nt
Organism: Podarcis raffonei (Aeolian wall lizard)
Lineage: Eukaryota; Metazoa; Chordata; Lepidosauria; Squamata; Lacertidae
Exons: 3
Coding region: 1-969 (322 amino acids)
Biological process (GO): cell surface receptor signaling pathway
Cellular component (GO): plasma membrane
Source: RefSeq, a predicted model, not a curated record
AUGGCGGCAGGGCUGCCUCAGUCCCGCUGUGGGCUCUUCCAACAGCUGCUCUUCUCCCUCUGGAUUCUGCAGGGUGGCCUCCAAACCAGCGUCUCUGGAGUGAAAGUGACCCAGCACCCACCACUGACCAACAAACCAGAGGGCGAAACUGUGGAGUUGAGCUGCAACGUUGAUGUAGACAACUAUCAGUUCUACUGGUACCACCAACGCCCUGGACACACAAACCUAAAGCAACUUGGGGUUAUCAAACCAUUUACGAUUAGUGAGGGGGACACAUUGGAGGAGAAACCAGGUGGCGAAAUAGAUAGUCGUCUGAGUGGCAAACGAGACGGCAGAACAGCAAAUUUGAGUCUCAAAGGCCUCCAGCUUAAUGACACAGGGCUGUAUCUCUGUGCUUCAAAGGACACAGUGACUGUGGCAGCCCCAGGAGCUGUCACAAAACUGACUACCAAACAACAGCACGUCUCUCAACGUGCUGCUGAGAAACACAUCCUCUCUGUGUAUGAGGGGAUGCCAUUAAGGCAUGUUGUGUCCUGGGGGCCCACUGUCCAGCUCUUUACCAGCAACCCUGGAGUGAAAGUGACCCAACACCCACCAAUGGUCAGCAAACGGCAGGGUGAGACCCUGGAGCUGAGCUGUGGCGUCAACCAAGCAAACUGGUUUUUCUAUUGGUACCGCCAGCAACCUGGAGAGCCAAAGCUACAAUACUUUGGGACUUUCAGCACCUAUGGUAGUGAUUUAAAGGCCGACACAAAAAGUAGCCUCGAUAGUCGGCUGAGUGGCAAACGGAAAGACAAUGAAACAACUUUGUACUUAAAAGACCUCCAGCUUAACGACACAGGGCUGUAUCUCUGUGCUUCAAAGGACACAGUGACUGUAGCAGCCUCAGGAGCUGUCACAAAACUGACUACCAAACAAUAUUACACUUCUUCGUGUGCUGCUAAGAAACAUGUCCUCUCUAUAAAUUAG